Microtus ochrogaster (prairie vole) is the source of this 2835-nucleotide messenger RNA. RefSeq names its product queuine tRNA-ribosyltransferase accessory subunit 2 (gene Qtrt2). The record is from RefSeq and is a predicted model, not a curated record. Lineage: Eukaryota; Metazoa; Chordata; Mammalia; Rodentia; Cricetidae.
CAGAGGCUGUGGUUCAGUGGACCGCGAGCUGUGCGAGCGGAACACGUGUUAUCUCCGGCAAGGAGUUUAAGGGUCCUGGCGGUACGGAGUGUUGUAAUCCACGGAACCUGGAAGAAUCCCUAAAGAUGAAGCUGAGUCUCGUCAAAGUCGUUAAUGGCUGCCGUCUAGGAAAAAUACAAAACCUGGGAAAAGCAGGGGACUGCACAGUGGACAUUCCAGGCUGUCUUCUCUAUACCAGGACUGGCUCUGCCCCACACCUGACACAUCACACACUGCAUAAUAUCCAUGGGGUCCCAGCCAUGGUCCAGCUCACACUGUCAACCUUGUGAGUGCUGAACCUAAUCAUUCAGAGCAGAACAUCAUGAGGUCUUGGCAGAGUAUAAAAAAGGAGUCGGAAGCUUUAUAGGCAUGCCAGAAUCUCUCUUCUACUGCUCCCUGCACGAUCCAGUCAGCCCCGGCCCAUCUGGUUAUGUAACAAAUAAGUCUGUGUCCGUGUGGGGUUUUGGAGGUCGAGUGGAAAUGACCGUUUCCAAGUUCAUGGCCAUUCAGGAGGCCCUGCAGCCGGACUGGUUCCAGUGCCUCUCAGAUGGCGAGGCAUCUUGUGCAGAAGCAACUUCCAUAAAAAGGGCCAGGAAGUCUGUGGACCGGUCCCUUCAGUUCCUGGACAGCUGUUUGCGCCUACAGGAAGAGUCUGAGGUCCUUCAGAAAAGUGUGAUCAUUGGAGUGAUUGAAGGUGGAGAUGUGAUGGAGGAGCGGUUGAGGUCCGCACGAGAGACAGCCAAGCGGCCUGUGGGGGGCUUCCUUCUGGACGGCUUUCAAGGGAAUCCAACGGUCACAGAAACCAGGCUGCACUUGCUGUCAUCAGUCACUGCAGAGCUGCCAGAGGACAAACCAAGGCUCAUCUGCGGAGUCAGCCGGCCCGACGAAGUGCUCGAUUGUAUUGAAAAAGGAGUGGACCUGUUUGAGAGUUUUUUCCCAUAUCAAGUGACUGAGCGGGGUUGUGCCCUGACUUUCACCUUUGAUUGCCAGCUGAGUCCUGAAGAGACAUUAUUGCAGCAAAAUGGAAUCCAAGAAGAAAUAAAAUGCUUGGAUCAAAUAAAGAAAAUUGAAGCAGCUGGGUGCAACCAAGAAAUGACAUCAUUUGAAAUUAAUCUGAAAGAGAAAAAGUACCAGGAAGACUUCAGCCCGCUCGUGAGAGGGUGCUCCUGUUACUGCUGUAAGAAUCACACUCGCGCAUACAUCCACCAUCUGCUGGUGACCAACGAGCUCCUGGCCGGCGUCCUGCUCAUGAUGCACAACUUUGAACACUACUUCAGAUUUUUCUGCUCCAUCCGGGAAGCACUAAAAAGUGACACUCUGGCACAGUUGAAAGAACUCAUCCGCAGACAGAUGUCUUGAGAAUGGGAAAACAAAGAAUCUAAGACCUGAGCUUUCAGUGUUGAUGGCGGGAAUGAAGAGCGCCUGCCUCGGACUGCCCAUGGCGGUGCAGAGGAAGGCCUGCUGGAGACCUCAAUGGACCAGAAUGAUAUGAACCAUGACUUCAGCAUGUUUUGAUUUAGUAAAGCAGAAUGUCUCCUCCAGGGUCAACUUUUCCUUGUUAAAAAAACAUGGCAAGACAUUCUGGUUGUAAAUCAUCAGAGUCAAACAAUCCAGGCAGACUUUGUCUUGAACAUGAUCUCUGUUUGGAAUUCUUCAUGACUUUGAGGACCAGCACUGGUUCACAAACAUUGAAAGUAGCCUUCGUUUCUGAGGAAAUGGAAGGAUAUCAUGAAAGGAAUUUUCCAAAUCUAGUCCUAUCCAUCUCUGGGGAAGCUGUAAUUUGAAUUCUUACUGUAAGCCUUGACCAUGCCCCCUCCAGAAUUCAGCAGAGUACACAGAGCCUCUCUUCUUCUCAGUUGACUGUUUCACAUUGACUUCCUAGUCUUCUCUCCCAGAGUGAUUUCUCCUACAGAUGGAACCAGCUUUGCUUAGUCCUUCUCCUGGUCAACACUGACGCUCAUUUUCCAAGUACUUGCUCUGUUUCCCAGAUGAAAUCUUUCCUUAGGCUGGCAGUCGCGGAGCUCCUGCACCAAGGUGGGAAGUGACUGGAGUUUUUUUUUGUUUUUGUUUUUGUUUUUGUUUUUGUUUUUGUUUUUGUUUUAAUGCAUCAGGAAGUUUGGUCUGUGGUUUGCAGAGUUGGUGGUUGGCAGCUGCAGGAUCUGAGUCUGGUUGUCCUUCCUGGGUUCUCUCGAUUCUAUAGUUUUGUUGGUAUCAUGACAGGGUUUUUGUUUAUUUGUUGUUGUGUGUGUGUGCUUUUCUAUAUUUAUCAGAUUUUCUAUAGAAUACUCAAAACAUGUAUAUACAUGUAAUUUUUAUAAAAAUAACAAUUUAAAAUCUUUUUGAAUAUACAAGAAAUGUAUUUCUUAUAUUUUAUUGGCUUCAAUUUUAUAAUGGGCAUUACUGAAUAUUGUAUGUAAUAAUUAUGUAGUUAAUUGUAUUCUUAUGUGUUAGAAACUCAACUUGGUUUUUUCAUUUAGUGGUAUGAUGACUUCUCAUGAAUGCAAAGGAUACUAUGGAGACAGUUUGUGUUCUCAGUGAUCUCUAUUGAAUGUAUUUUAUACUUGUUUAUGUGUUUGUAUUCUUGGUCAAUACCAAACCCAUUAUUGAAGGAUUACUAGUAAAUAUCCAAGAAUCCAUAUAAAUUUAUGAGUUUUAUUUAUGCCCAAAACACUGAAAAUUCUGUUAAACAUUGUUCAGGUCCCUGGGUCUUUUUCUUAUUAGCACAUUUGAAAAAAUUCUUUUAUGUUUUAAAUGUAUUAAGGGCAAUAGCCAAUAAACAUUUUUAAUUAAAAAAAA